CAUUUUUUUUUAGUUUUUAAAUUGUUGUGGAUUAUUUUUCCGUCGAGAGUGUCACCUCAGGUUUCUGGCAGCGGCUGGAGGAAAAUAUUAGUCUGUCUCGCGGCUGAUGGAUCUCAGGGCUGAACUGAAAUUUUACAGAUAAGGUUUCUGUUAAACCGUGAUGAGGUUUGAGAUAUCCGUGGCUGUCAUGGCUGGUGGAGGGACGGCCCACACAGAUCAUUACUGUUGAUUCGCUUCACCUGCCCAGUUUUGUUACUGUCGGCUUGGCACAUACGUUCCUGGUCUUUCUGCCAGAACCAGGCUGUGAAACUAGAGUUUUAAACCAAACCGAGCAGCUGUGAGACGAUUAAUGACCUUAUGAAUGUUGAUUUUAAGCGAGAAACAGUUUGUAGAAACGUUGGCUCUCUGCUCUCGGUUGUUUUUUUCAGCCUUCCUUCCGCCCGGGAGAGGCCAGGCAGCGUCAUGGCGUCACGGCUGCUGGACCGCCUGAAACGCUCGCUGUUUAAAGAUGGUCAGGGGGCGGGAACCGAGCAGGAAGCAGGGGGCGGACAGGAAGAGGAGGAGUUUAACGAGGACCGCUGGGAGGCGGAGCUGGCGGAGGAGGAGGAGUGUGUGACCGAUCGGCUCGGAGGGACGCUGUGCUUCGACGGCGGAGGAGGAGGAAUGGAGGACGGAGCCGAGGGCGAAGGGUCGGGGCUGGACAGUGACUCUGACUUCCUGGGAGAGUCGAUGGAGGAGGGGCUCAGCAGCACGGAUACCAGUCCUGUCGGCGUAUCUCCGGUAGGCCCCUCCCCCUCCUCCCCGCUGACCCGGCAGCUUCAGGAGAGCUGGAGGAACCUGCGUGGACUCGGAGGAGGAAGUCCCGCCCCCUCCAGGAGACGGCUGACGGACAAUCUGUUGUUUGAGGUUACUGACGCUAGCGUGGUGCAGGACGGCUCCUCGAAAUAUGUGCUGUACACCAUCCAUGUGAUCCAGUCCGGCGGCAGCGACAAGACUCCCGCCAUAAUCACCCGCCGAUACUCUGAUUUCCAGCGCCUUCACGCCACGCUGCGCCGUAACCACGGAGACCAGAUGGAGCGUGUCUGUUUCCCACGAAAGAAGCUGCGUAGGAACUUCACGGCGGAGACGAUCGCCAAGCGGAGCCGGGCCUUUGAACAGUACCUGUCUCACCUGUGUUCGCUGUCCACCCUGCGGGGGGCGCUGUGUGUCCGGCAGUUCUUCUACCUGACCGACCUGCAGACUGGCCAGCUGCUCAUCAGGGUGGGACGUUACCAGGAGGCCUUGGGUCCGCUGCUCAACGCCAAAAGACUGCAAGAUAAACUGGGCUGGGCCGGCUACUACGACAAUCAGGCUCAGGCCCCGCCCCCGGCCUCGUUCCAUUGGUUCUUCACUCUGGUGGGGCUGUCAUGCUGUUUCCAAGAAGUGGACCAGCUGGAGGAGGCCCGGGAUCACUGCGACCUCGCCCUCCGUGUCCUGACCCCCGCCGAGACUCAAACUACCACAGAGGACGAGCCCCUCCCGCUUGAGGACAAGCCCCACCCGCUGAGCGAGAACCCCCUCCCGCAGACUGAUGCGACACGCCCACGUAUCAACAGGCCCCACCCCCUCCUGUUGCCGUUGUUACGGGCGGCGGUCCGGUUGUCAUGGCAGACGGGAAAAGACAAACGGCACUGGGAGGAGCUUCUGCAGCAGCUGGAGGAGCAGGGGGCGGGGCUGGACAAUCAGCCGACCGUCAAAGAGUUCCUGGUAAAACACAACCUGCAGGAGAGCGAGGCGGAGGCCUAGAGCAGCGUACGCACACCGCAGCGUUGGGGCCACUGUGCCCCGACGUUUGAGAAAAAACAUCAUGACACGGCGCGAGAAAAAAGUAGUAAAGUCAUGGUUUUAAAAAAUAUUUCAGAGGAAAGUGAAGUAGACUUAAAUCGUUACGACAAAAUGGAAGUUUGGAGGAAAACGUAGGGAAAAUCUGAAAAGUAUGAACAAAAGGAAAAAAAUGCAACUUAGUGGUCAGAAUAAACGUACGAUGCAAAGAUAAAGAUGAUAUGUUUCAAGGGAACGUCAACAUUACAAAAAGUCAUAAUAUUACAGAAUACAAAUUUUUUUAGUAAUAUUUCAAGAAAUAAGGUCAUAUUCAGAAAAAGAAAAAUCAUAAUUUUACUAGAGAAAGGCCGAGAUAUUUCAAAUAGCUAUAAUGUUUUGAGAAUUUAGUCGCACUGUUACGAGCAAAGGCCAUGACAUAAGAAGAGGAAUGAAAAAGAAUCAAGUCAUAAUAUUGUAAGAGGAGGUCAUGAUAUAACAAGUGAAUAUAAUAAGAGACAAGUUGUAAUAUUUCAAGAUAGUUGGAAUAUCACAAAAACGUCAGAGUAUAACAGUAAAGGAGAGAACAGCUCUGGUCUGAAAAUAUUACGACUGCUUCUAGUAAUAUUUAGAGUCUUUCUCCAAAUUACAACCUUUUUUUUCUCAAAAUAUUUCAACUUUAUUCUCAAAUAUUAUUAUUUAUUCAUCUCUCCUAACAGUGGCUGUAAUGCCGCCUUGUACUACGCAUCAUUCAUCUAUUCAGUCACACUUUUAAAGCCUUGAACCGGUUCAGUGAUCAGUGAGAGCUGCGGCUCCGACCUCACGAUAAUCCUAAACAAAAUAAUAAUCCUAAUCCUGGCCCCGUAUUCACGCAUAGCGCUACCUCUGACGGUUGCUCUUAGUUGUGAUGAGCCACAAACAUUGAUAAAGGGAAGACGCCUUCGGCAGAGACGUCGGUGGGACAGACACCGGCGUAAAAUCAUUUUCGCCGUGUGACCAUGAGGAUGGCAGAAAUAUUAAGAGGUAAAACAAUUUGCCCGCUAAACGUUGACUGAUAUUUUACAGUAUCAACCAAUGACAACACCUAAAGAAAAAAAACCGAAGCAUCCUACACAGCAACAGAGACACCGUGAGCUCCUUCCACUCCUCUCCCACAGUCCCUCUGAAGCUGGGUUGAUACUCGUGCGCCGGCGUAGCCGCGCGCCGACGCUACGGCGGCUGCAGAGAUCCCGCGUUGGAGAUCGCCAGCUGUGAUUGGUGGGCUUCGGCUGCCGGUGUCCUCUCCUACGCGUCUCUGAUGUUGGCGCAGACGGCUGGUAGUGAGGGCGGCGCGGAGCGGCUUGAAGACAGACUCAGUUAUCAGCUGCUUUAAAGGGACAAACGUUUAGCAAAAGUCGUCUCCACUGCAAAAGCUUCACGAGCAGUCGGGUGUUUGGAACAGGUUUUGCCUGCUGUCGUCAGUCUUCCUGUUCUUAACAACCACUAUAAGGUCUGUGUGAUGUGCUUUCAGUGUAAGUGAUGGGGGACGAAAUCCACAGUCCUCACAAAGUACGAUCUCGAGUUGACACUGGAGGUGCAUCAGAGAGGGAGGGACGGGAGGAGCGGUCACGGAAAGCCCGUUCCAAAGUUCCUACGGGCGCCUGACUGCUGUUUGAAGACCCUUGUCCUUUUUAAAGGUGCCCUGUGGAUUUUUUUUUGUGUUUCUUUUGUGUUUACAUUACGUGUUACUCACCAAAACCCGUUGUGUGAGUCCUUUAGGUCAAACGAACGUGUAGAAUGCAGCUCCUUCCUCCUAAAGCUGUUUCUUUUGUUUGUUUGUUUGUCUAAAUUUUAAAUGCUGCAUUGUUCACUUUCAUGUUUACCUGUUAGGGGUCUGCUUCUUCACUGCCUUUGUCGGCACAUGGCCGCAUACGGCGGAGCAUGGCCGCCACCUGUCGAUCAGCGGAGCAGUGUGAAACAGUU
Messenger RNA from Xiphias gladius (swordfish), 3759 nucleotides. It is a transcript of the gene snx21, whose product is annotated as sorting nexin family member 21. The record is from RefSeq and is a predicted model, not a curated record. Lineage: Eukaryota; Metazoa; Chordata; Actinopteri; Istiophoriformes; Xiphiidae. Gene Ontology annotation, biological process: protein transport. The coding region runs from base 358 to 1785 and encodes 475 amino acids. Gene Ontology annotation, cellular component: early endosome membrane. The transcript has 5 exons. Gene Ontology annotation, molecular function: phosphatidylinositol phosphate binding.